Messenger RNA from Labrus mixtus (cuckoo wrasse), 2619 nucleotides. Its product is annotated as voltage-dependent calcium channel gamma-1 subunit-like. Gene Ontology annotation, cellular component: membrane; L-type voltage-gated calcium channel complex. Gene Ontology annotation, biological process: calcium ion transmembrane transport; regulation of calcium ion transmembrane transport via high voltage-gated calcium channel. Lineage: Eukaryota; Metazoa; Chordata; Actinopteri; Labriformes; Labridae. Bases 260 to 946 code for a protein of 228 amino acids. The transcript is spliced from 4 exons. Gene Ontology annotation, molecular function: calcium channel regulator activity; voltage-gated calcium channel activity. The record is from RefSeq and is a predicted model, not a curated record.
GCGAGGAGGAAACUAGGGCACUGUUAUCUGGCCCCUUUCUGCCAACCACCAGGCACCAGGCGGAGAAAGAGAAAGAAAGAGCUGAGGACAGGAGAGACGAGAGGACAUCAGGCGGAGUGAAGCUGGAGACAAGACGGGGGAACCUCUGGAGUCAACGCCCGACCUCAAGGAGCUGCACACAAACACAUCACACACACACACACACACACACACAACACACACACACACACACACAGAUCCACAACUUUGGUGCAGCAACAUGUUCGAGGAGCAGGCGACCAGGGUGAAGAUCACGUCCGUGGUGAUCGUCGUGGGCAUGUCGGCGAUGCUGGCGGCGGUGGUGACCGACCACUGGGCCGUGCUCAGCCCUCGGGUGGAGAGGCUCAACGCCACAUGCGAGGCGGCCCACUUUGGCCUCUGGAGACUCUGCAAAAAGAUCAUCUUCAUCGUGGAGGAGGACCCUCAGGGCAAAGGCUGCGGCCCCAUCAGCUUACCCGGAGUAAAAAACUGCUCCUACUUCAAACACUUCACCUCAGGGGAAGAAGCGGAAGUUUUUGAAGUCAAGACCCAGAAAGAGUAUAAUAUCUCCGCAGCAGCCAUCGCCAUCUUCUCCCUGUUCUUCAUGACGCUGGGCACGCUCUGUGUCAUCUUCUCCUUCGGGAAGGGGCGGGACUACCUGCUCCGGCCUGCUGGGAUGUUCUUCGCCUUUGCAGGCCUUUGCAUCAUCAUUUCUGUCGAGGUAAUGCGCCAGUCUGUCAAACGCAUGAUUGACAGCGACGAGACCAUCUGGAUUGAAUACUACUACUCCUGGUCCUUCACCUGCGCCUGCGCCUCCUUCACCCUCCUCAUCCUCAGCGGAGGCGCCCUGCUCCUCAUCUCCAUGCCCCACAUGCCGCGGAACCCCUGGGAGAGCUGCAUGGACGCAGAGCCCGACACCUUAGAUUAGACACCGCUGAUGCGACAGGAACAAAUCACAGAAAAUACAAGUUUUGUACCCUUUAGCCCUUUAAUGACUUAUACCGUCCUAAAUAGUUUGCAUCCGUGCAAAGUGUUUUUUUUAAGCUUGAUUUCCAACCUGUCCGUUGAUUUUAGUUCAAGUUAUUCAAAUAUUAAAAUGAACAUGAAGACACUUGUGAUAGACACACAGAUGCAGCUAAAAAAAAGUAAAUAUUGUCUUUACAUGAUAAAGCUUACGUCCUUGUUGGUGUGUUUAAGAGCUGAGGGGUACUUUGGGUAAACUACAACCUAUAUCGUUUUUUUUAUUAACUUAAUAUUUGCUCUUACCCUUUUUUUCAAACCUACAGGAGAGCUCAGUCCCUGCUGUAACUUUAAGAAACAUCCCUUUGUAUUUGUUUGUGAUCCUCGAUGUUACAUAGGUUAAGAUUUCCACUCCUGGUGAUCGUUCUGCUUUUACGGCUGAUUUGCGGAUAGACUCCCCUGAAGAUUGUGUUUUGACUUUUACUUUUUGAUUGCAAAUUGACAAUCAGUAUUUUAAACUGCUAAAGAGUGAGAACUAAACAGUGCUGAGAUUUAUAAAUAUUAAUUAGAUUGGAUUAGAUUAGUUUGCUGAAGCACUCACUACUAAAUCGUGCAAAAAACAAGUUAUUUUAUACGGAUACAGCGAUCUCCAGCAGCUGUGUCUCUAUAUGAAGGAUGUUGGAGUAACAAAAAACGUGCAUUUCAUUUUCUACUUGUUUCCACUGUGACAGACAGCUGGAUACAUUUUCAUUCAGGUCAAAUAUUCACUUCAACCCGUGGAUAUCUGGAGGUCCAGAGAGGGUCAUUUUUUAUAGGUAUUCAUGGUAACAAUGAAAAUGUAACAGUGCAAGCUAUUAGUGGUAAAUCAUAAAACCUUCAUCGCUCGUUGAUGACAACACCUAGAUGACGUUAGUAUUUGACAAAGGCCCCGUGUCCACCUAGUGUUUUCUCCAGGCAGGAAGCACUGCACGUCUGUCCCGUAUCUAUGACAACAGUCUGUUGACAACGGCCGCUGUAUGACCGACACUUUCAUUUGAGAUCGUUUAUUUCUCGAUCAGACAUUGAGAGAGGAGGAUGAGGCUACAAGACACGAUCGGUUGGGAGGCAAAACUAUGGGGAUUAACAUACUUUUUAGAAAAGGGAUGUCAACAGAGCCUUUCUGAAAAGUUUAAAGAUUUUCAACUUAAGCGCUCAGAGCGGCCGGAACGCCUGGAAAAAAAGACGCCGGGCGCUGCGCUUUUUCUCCAGGCAAUCUCUUUCUGCUGAGAACACUCUCUCCUCAUUGUAAACAAUUGAAAAAAGACGCUAGCGCUCAGUGGACUUGGGGCCUUGGUAAAAAUAACACCAUACUGUUGAACACAGGGAGACAUUUAAUGUAAAACUGUUCAUGAUGGUUAGCAGCUAACACGACAGCUACACGGCUUCAUCAUCUCUAAAUGUGAGGGCGGUCAAAUGAUUUUAAGUUAACGAUGAGACUUCAGUAUUACAACAAACACGGUUCAAUAAAUGAGCGUCGAUAAAUACGACAAAAGGUCAACAAAAGAAUGAUGACACAGGACAACAAAAAGGAACAGGAUUACAUAAUCAUCUGUAAUAAUAGGCUUCAAUCAAUGCAGUCAUUUGCUUUUUCUCUGAGGAUUU